This is a messenger RNA of Cercocebus atys (sooty mangabey), 4709 nucleotides long. Its product is annotated as cytochrome b561. Gene Ontology annotation, cellular component: lysosomal membrane. Lineage: Eukaryota; Metazoa; Chordata; Mammalia; Primates; Cercopithecidae. The transcript has 7 exons. Gene Ontology annotation, molecular function: oxidoreductase activity. The record is from RefSeq and is a predicted model, not a curated record. Bases 1784 to 2665 code for a protein of 293 amino acids.
CCCAGGGCUGCCCAGUGAGGAGGGAAGGGUGAGAGAGUAUUCUUGCUGUCAAGACUGGGAAAUGAGGGCCACGAUUCAAAGGCUUGCUUCCUAGGGAGUAAAUCUCACCCGAUGUCCAGGUGUGCAAAUGCAGCAGACACAUUUGUGGGUCAGAUUCUGUCCAGAGAUAUCAGAAUGUCUAUUCCUGUACACCCCCACCUCUGGCAUGGGACACAGCCCUUCCCUGCACACAAAUGGGUUGUCAAUUACGUCCAAUGAAUGGCCUCCCGAGAGCCCUGUUGGGGAAGGGAUUAUCUGCUCAUCUCCUGUAAAGCACAGAGCCACACUCAGAACCUAUGGACUGCGAUCGCCUGCAGGCCAGCCACGGGCUUUCCCGUCAUCCUCACACUUAGACUUUGAAGCCUCGCCUUUGAAUCGGAAGCAGGCCGCUGUCAUUCCAGAGGCCCCUGUUCAUCUCUGGCUUCCUUCCAGAUGACCAGGGGCCCCGGGUCCCUGGGCUGCCUGGGCCAGGACAGCCGCCUUAGGAGCAAAUGGAAAUGCAGCUUCCGUGGCUUGUUUGCCUUCCUGUAACCCCUUCCCUCUCACCUUCGGUCAGGGCCUGCUGUCUUGCACGCACCAGUGCUUAGUGCCAUGGUGAAACCGAGGCGGGGAGGACGCAGGAGGACUGGCACAGGAGGGGGGCACCGCCCCGGGAGCUUCCCCUGCGUCAAAGCAGCUUCCUCAGUGAGCUCCAACACAGAUCCUUGCUGACUUCAGUCUGGAAAGCCUGACAGUGCCACCCUAGUUCCUGGGCCUUGGAAAGGCCAAAGCCACGAGCAGGCAGCCACUGUUUCACAGGAGAGCUAGAGACGCUGUUGCCCACAGACAUCAAAGCAGGGGUGCCGUCUUCCGUGUGCACAUUGGCAUGGGUCUUGGAGGCCCAGAUUAGCUCCUGGCUUGAACUUAUAUCACCCUUACCUGAAAAUCUGCGUCUGCACCGCUCAUCUGCACGCCCCUUGAGGGCAGGGACCAGGCCCCCUCUGUGUGGCCCCAGCACUUGGCCGAGUGCAGGCGCGUGCGGGUCGAGUUGAGCUGCUAUUUGCUGACGGGAAUUUGGGGGCAUGUCGCUUGUCCUCGUUGAGCCUCCAUUUCCUGGCCUGUCAAACUGGGGCAAUGCUCCUGUUAUCCACACAGUGUCAUUUAAGGGUGACAUGAGAGAUGGCAUGAAGUACCCAGCAUAGGGCAGGUGCUUACAGGCUGUGGGGUCCCCACCCUACUGACACACCAAGCACACGUCUGCCCUGCCAUGGUGGGGAGCAAACAACUUUAGGGUUCCGACUCCCCGGGAGGCCAGGCCGGGCAUUUCACUGUAGGAUGUUGAAGCCGCAGGCAGUCGUCACUGCGAGAAGAGGCUCUGAGGUCCGCUGUCUCCUGGGCAGCCUGGUGGGAAGGAAGGAGUUGGCAGCGGCCCCUCACUCUGCCGGCCUCUCCUGCCCUUUGUACUCCACGAGGCGCGAGGAAGUUGCCAGGUCUCCCAGCAGAGGGAGGGGUGAUGUCCCCUCUGUUCUUCCUAAUUUGUUGCUAAUCAGAUUCUGCUUGCAGCCGGGCUCUCUGGGGAUGAAUCUAAUAAAGGAGGCGGCGACCUGGAGAGGACAGACGACAAGUGACCGGGGGGGACAGCACUUCUUUUAGUACAUUUUCCGGUUAGACUCAGAGUAUUAGAGACCCAAGGAUUCCCAAGGAGGAUCGAGGGCGUCCCUGCCUUUGAGGAGCAGACAGGACACUGCCAGGCGUUUGCCUCAGCAUGGAGGGCGGGGCCGCGGCAUCCACCCCCGCAGCGCUGCCUUACUACGUGGCCUUCUCCCAGCUGCUGGGCCUGACCUUGGUGGCCAUGACUGGAGCUUGGCUCGGGCUGUACCGAGGCGGCAUUGCCUGGGAGAGCGACCUGCAGUUCAACGCGCACCCCCUCUGCAUGGUCAUAGGCCUCGUCUUCCUGCAGGGAGAUGCCCUACUGGUUUACCGUGUCUUCAGAAAUGAAGCCAAACGCACCACCAAGGUCCUGCAUGGGCUGCUGCACAUCUUUGCGCUCGUCAUCGCCCUGGUUGGCUUGGUCGCGGUGUUUGACUACCACAGGAAGAAGGGCUACGCUGACCUGUACAGCCUGCACAGCUGGUGCGGGAUCCUUGUCUUUGUCCUGUACUUUGUGCAGGUGAGAGAGCUGUCUUCCCAGGCCUGUGUGGGUGCAAAGCUAGGAUUGGCGGCCAAGGGUGCCCAGCUCCCAGGCGCCCCAUGGCUGACUCAGCGUGUUUGGCCACAAGCCCAGCUUUCCGAAUCUUGGCUGGUGGGCUUCAGCUUCUUCCUGUUCCCCGGAGCUCCGUUCUCCCUGCGGAGCCGCUACCGGCCACAGCACAUCUUCUUUGGUGCCACCAUCUUUCUGCUUUCCGUGGGCACCGCCCUGCUGGGCCUGAAGGAGGCACUGCUGUUCAACCUCGGGGACAAGUACAGUGCGUUUCAGCCCGAGGGCGUCCUGGCCAAUGUGCUGGGCCUGCUGCUGGCCUGCUUCGGUGGGGCGGUGCUCUAUAUCUUGACCCGGGCUGACUGGAAGCGGCCUUCCCAGGCCGAAGAGCAGGCCCUCUCCAUGGACUUCAAGACGCUGACGGAGGGAGACAGCCCCGGCUCCCAGUGAUGCACUGGGCCGGCCCUGGGGGUUCACGGGGUGUCUUCUUGCCCGCUCCUGCUAAGGCAUCUUCAGGAUUGCAGGCUCCGGAGAGUGGCUCUGGCAGCAGGCGGGUGGGUGGGCGCAGCUGCGUCUAUUUGAGUGCUGCUUUCUGGGGUCAGGUCUCUGCCUCCUCUGCUUCUCCUUUCUCUGCUGCUAUAGACCAGUUCAUUGUGUGUAGCUCCCGUGUCUCUGUUGCCCCCUUCAGUGCAGAAGGCUUUGGGUAGGACUUCGGGUGGCCAGUCCUGGUCUCAGAGCACAGGUCUUUAAAGAAGCGAGACAGGAGGACCCACCCUCCCGGCAGCAGAUGCCUGGGGCAAGGCCAGGGGAAACUGGGGGGGCCUCAGGGACAGGCCUGGAAAGGCCACGAUGGCUGCUGAAUUCAAACAAAGAGUCCCUCCAGCCCAAAUAACACGUGGCACGAAUGGGCCCAGCCUUUGGCAGAGGAGCAAGUGAUAUGAUGUGUAAAGUAUGUUGGUGGUGAGAGCAAGGUUCCCCAGGAGAGGGGAGGGACUGGCCCCUGGGAAGCUCUGAGUGAGGCUGUGGCCCAGCUGUAGUCCUGACCUUCCUCUUCUUUAACCCUCUAGCCCUAGGACGGCUUUGGUGGAGAGGGGAUAGAAGCCCAUGACUUCAGACAGACUUUCUCCCGGCAGAUGGAGGCAGGCCUUCUCCCGGGCUGCUCCAGACAGGGGAGUUGGGAAUAGGGGGCACCUUGCAGCCCCUUCCUGCUGGGGCUCCCUCCUUGCAGCACCCCCCUUGCAGCUCAGCUCUGGUUUCCUUUCCCAGGCUCACCCAGGCUCUGCUCAGGCUGGGAGGCAGAGAGCACAAACCGUAGAAUUUUUUAAAUGAAAAACCGCUGCUUCUGGCUGUGGCUGGGGCCCCUGGGGCUGCUGGAGCUGCUGCCUCUGUUCUGGAGGACGAGGCUUCUCCUCCUUCCCUGGUGCCCGUCUCUCCAGGAAGUCAGGACUGAGGCAGAACCAGGUCAUCCCCUGUGGCGUCUCUACAUCACUGUAGCCGCAUAGAGUGUCAUGUUAGCUGAGCCACCAUUUGGCUUUGGCCCGGAAAUAGUGUGAGUAAAACAUUGAUCAAGACCAUCCUGACGAACACAGUGAAACCCCAUCUCUACUAAAAAUGCAAAAAAUUAGUUGGGCAUGGUGAUGGGCGCCUGUAGUCCCAGCUACUUGGGAGGCUGAGGCAGGAGAAGGGCGUGAACCCGGGAAGUGGAACUUGCAGUGAGCCGAGAUCAUACCAUUGCACUCCAGCCUGGGCGACAGGCUCAAAAAAAAAAAAAAAAAAAAAAGAACAUUGAUCAUUGAUCAUGUGCUUCUUGGAUCUGGUGACUUGGUGACUGUUCUCUCCCUGUUUUCCUUGUUUUGGGGGGUUUGAGGAGCAUGACUUAGCUUGAGACAGACACAGUGUACUUCAGUGAAGAACUUAAUACAAUUUCCAAACCUGAUGACCUUAGAGAAAGGGGCCAGUGUUCUCUAAUGCUCGCAUUUCCCGUAGUUGGCUUUUGCUGUGGCUCCUGCCUCAGGCAAUGUCAUUUCUGAGAGCAGGUGGUUGUAGUCCAGGCCCCUCCCCAGCAGGGGCUGCCCAGGCUCCUUCCAGCCCCUUUCCCCACCUCCUCUCAGCCUGCCUGGAUGACAGUGUUCGCCUCCUGUUUAGACUGUACACUCUUCAGGGGCAGGGGCACCGUCAGUUCUUUCAUGAGCUGGCACGCACAUGUAUAGUGAAAUGUUUACGUUCGGGAAGACUCCGCCUUAGACAAACUACCAAAGUACAAUCGUGUCUCUCCCUAGCCAGAAUGCUACAGAGAGAAAUGGAACCUCAGAUUAGCAACAAAAGUCUGUAAACUGGUCUGUUUGCCAAAGUGAACACUGGAUGACUAAGGAACCGAAGAAGGCCCCCAGAAGCAGAUUUGUGGUGGGUUAUUUUAUUUUGCCUGUGGCCAAUCUUCUGUGAAAUACAAUGUGCUGUUGGUGCAACAGAUGAUUCAAUAAAUGUCUACAGCAGA